Messenger RNA from Anopheles cruzii, 770 nucleotides. RefSeq names its product serine protease snake-like. The transcript is spliced from 4 exons. Gene Ontology annotation, molecular function: serine-type endopeptidase activity. Gene Ontology annotation, biological process: proteolysis. The annotation marks the transcript as partial. NCBI's taxonomy places the organism in Eukaryota, Metazoa, Arthropoda, Insecta, Diptera, Culicidae. The record is from RefSeq and is a predicted model, not a curated record.
UUCGAAGCCGUUAGUUGGAAUGGCGAUCGGUAGUCGAGAGCGUAGUUCAUCGACAGUACAAGCCUUUAGGCUACUAGUGAUCUGUAUUGGAUGUCUAGUUUGGGCAGCAGAUUGUAGAAUCUCGGAAACUAAAUGCGAAGAGUACCGCAGUAUCAUCACGUCGAGGCGCGGAGCUAUCUCGCUGAAGCUGCGACCUAAGCCGACCUAUUAUCAACUGUACAACUGCUCGAACACUGUGCAGCUGAUUGUCGGCGGUGAGGCGGCCAAAAAUGGCGAAUUCCCACACCACGCACUGCUCGGUUACGCCAGCGGAAAGGAUGCAGCCUCGGCUUCGGCGUUAAGUUUCAGCUGCGGUGGUUCCCUGAUUUCCGAACGUUUCGUGCUAACAGCUGCGCACUGUUUCAGCCACGGCGAUCCGAUCGUCGUGCGACUAGGAGAGUACGAUCUGAAUCUACCGCUUUCGCUCAGUCGGAUCGACUUCGGGAUAGCGAAGAUCAUCCGCCAUCCGCAGUACAAGAACGCACGGUCCUACCACGACAUUGCCCUGGUAAAGCUCAACGAAACGGUUUCAUUUUCCAAAACCAUUCGCCCAGCCUGUCUUUGGACGGAACCGGCGCUCAAUGUGAGCCAGUUCGUGGCCACCGGAUUCGGAAGGCUGGAAGAAGGCAGUUUCGAACUCUCCAGCAAAUUGAUGAAGGUCCAGCUUGAUCUCUUUCCGACCACGGACUGCGAUCAGCUGGUUCAGCUGAAUCGCAGAUUCAGCGACGGAA